GGGCAUGGGGGAAAGGGCCAGAAUGCCCCUACUUAGUGUCACUGUUGGGGGUUUUUUUCAGGGUGGCAACAGACCACAAUGUUGACAACACGACAGCUGUGCUACGAGAGUGGCUGAUAAAUGUGCAGACCUUCUAUCACUCUGUGGAAUGGAGGCCCAUGGAGGAGCCCAGGUCCUAUCCGGAUGAGGAAGGACCAAAGCACUGGUCAAAUUCUCGCUAUGAGCAUGUGAUGAAGCUCAGACAAGCAGCCUUGAAAUCUGCCAGGGACAUGUGGGCUGACUACAUCUUGUUUGUGGAUGCAGAUAAUCUCCUGACAAACCCAGACACUCUGGGUCUGCUGAUGGCAGAAAACAAAACUGUUGUGGCACCCAUGUUGGACUCUCGUGCUGCCUAUUCUAACUUCUGGUGUGGAAUGACCUCACAGGGUUAUUACAAACGCACUCCUGCCUACAUUCCCAUUCGAAAACGAGAGCGCCGUGGAUGCUUUGCUGUCCCCAUGGUGCACUCCACUUUCCUGAUUGACCUGCGGAAAGAGGCCUCCCGGGACCUUGCCUUCUACCCACCACACCCAGACUACACCUGGUCUUUUGAUGACAUCAUUGUCUUUGCAUUUUCCUGCAAGCAGGCAGAAAUCCAGAUGUUUGUAUGCAACAAAGAGAUUUAUGGCUUCUUGCCAGUGCCACUGAGAGCCCACAGCACCAUGCGGGAUGAGGUGGAAAGCUUCAUGCACGUGCAGCUGGAGAUCAUGGUGAAGAACUCCCCAGUAGAAUCUUCACAAUACCUGUCCAUCCUGCCCAAGAUCCCUGACAAGAUGGGCUUUGAUGAGGUUUUCAUGAUUAACUUAAAGCGCAGGGCUGAUCGACGAGAGAGAAUGCUGCGGACGCUGAAUGAGCAGCAGAUUGACUGCAAAAUCAUUGAGGCUGUAGAUGGAAAAGCCAUGAACAGCAGUCAGGUGGAAGCCAUGGGGAUUCAGAUGCUGCCAGGAUAUAAGGACCCAUAUCAUGGCCGUCCACUUACCAAAGGGGAGCUGGGCUGCUUCCUUAGUCACUACAAGAUCUGGAAGGAGAUUGUGGAGCGAGGAUUGGAGAAAUCAAUUGUGUUUGAGGAUGACCUGCGGUUUGAAAUAUUCUUUAAACGACGGCUCAUGAAUCUGAUGUAUGACCUGGAAGAAGAAGGUCUGGAUUGGGACCUGAUUUACAUUGGAAGGAAACGAAUGCAGGUGGAGCAUCCAGAGAAGUCUGUGCCUCAUGUGCGGAAUCUGGUGGAGGCAGAUUAUUCCUACUGGACUCUAGCCUAUGUGAUUUCACUACAGGGUGCCCAGAAGCUGCUGGCAGCUGAGCCACUCUCCAAGAUGUUGCCUGUGGAUGAAUUCCUUCCGGUCAUGUUUGAUAAACACCCUGUGUGAGUCUGCAGUGCAUCCUGGGGCCUA
Messenger RNA from Pelodiscus sinensis (Chinese soft-shelled turtle), 1430 nucleotides. Lineage: Eukaryota; Metazoa; Chordata; Testudines; Trionychidae. The record is from RefSeq and is a predicted model, not a curated record.